Acaulospora colombiana is the source of this 1020-nucleotide messenger RNA. The record is from the annotation of a GenBank genome assembly. NCBI's taxonomy places the organism in Eukaryota, Fungi, Glomeromycota, Glomeromycetes, Diversisporales, Acaulosporaceae.
AUGUCAUUUCACUUGUUGGUAAAACUUUCCCGCGAUAUUUGCAACCUCUUCGACACUGCUGCGUACUACGACGUGAUCAUUCGUGUUGGUAAGGGGUCAAAUGCAAAGGAAUUUCAGGCACAUUCGCUUAUAUUGAGAGCUCGAUCGGCUUAUUUUCGUAGUAACCUAAAAGGAGAUAAUGUAUAUGACAAGGUCAUAAUUGAUAAAUCUAACAUAACUCCGGCUGUGUUUGAAGUCAUUCUUAAAUACAUUUACAGCGGUAAAGUUGACUUCAUGAACUGUGGAGGGCAACAAACUCUUGAUUUGCUGUAUGCGGCCAAGGAGCUCGGUCUCGUCGAGAUCUUGGAAUCCAUUCAAGAUCAUCUGAUCCACCAACAAUCAAAAUGGAUGGAUGCCAACUUUAUCACACAUCAUCGCACCAUUUUUAGUCACGAUUAUUUCAAGACUCUCCAAGUCCACUACAUCGACAAAAUUGCAUACAAUCCCACGUGCGUUUUUGAUAAUCCCAAAUGUUUUAGUCCUGAAAUAUUGAAAUCUCUUGAUGACCUCGGAUGCAUUAAACUUAAUGAGUCGGUGUGGAGUUUUAUCGUUAAUUGGACGAGAUCCCAAAUUCCUAGAUUGGGGAAUCAAGUCGCAGGAUGGCAGAAGGAAGACUGGAUUGAAUUUAAAGAAAUUCUCGCUUCGUGUAUUCCUUGGAAAAGUGUUUUUUCUUUGAACUGGAAUGAAUUUAAUGAUCUCUUGAUUCCGUGCGAACCUUUCUUGCCUCUCAAGAAAUUUGAAGAUGCACUCAGAUAUCACUUAAGAAAAGCUUGUGGUUCGUCCAUUUCAAUUUCAUCGCCGAUUUCCAUCCAAUUUAGCGGUACAAUUAUCAACAUUUGUCAGGCCACUCUGCUCGCGAGUUGGAUUGAUCAAAGAGACGAUAGACCAUACAGACCCGCGGAGAUCCCGUAUGAAUUUAAAUUAGUCAUUCGUGGACGAAGAGAUGGUUUUUUCCCCGGAGACUUUUUACCAGAAAUGUGA